This is a messenger RNA of Hevea brasiliensis (rubber tree), 1679 nucleotides long. Its product is annotated as UV-B-induced protein At3g17800, chloroplastic. The record is from RefSeq and is a predicted model, not a curated record. The transcript has 2 exons. Lineage: Eukaryota; Viridiplantae; Streptophyta; Magnoliopsida; Malpighiales; Euphorbiaceae. The coding region runs from base 207 to 1397 and encodes 396 amino acids.
UUUAAAGAUAAUUUUAAUAUUAUUAAAUUAAAAUUUAAUAAUAAUAAUAAUAAUUAUUAUUAUUAUAAUUAUAAUAAUUCUGUUUGUCUCCCUCCAUUUGUCUCUCUCUCUCUCUUGCUUUUUUGUAAACCCUUAUCAACAUCCAAUUUCUUGUACAUCGGAGCGCGUCCAUUGGGAAACCUCUAUUAGCAGUUAUCUGUCUUUUGAUGGACUAUUGCCUAUCCUCUACCCUAACAAAUCUAUCUCCCCAUUUUUUACCGUCGACGGUAAAAUUCGGUUAUUUGCGCUUAGUUUACCCUCCCUCUUUUAUCCACAAGUUCGCCGAUCGGAGCCUAACUUGUACGAGUACUUUCCUUCGACGGGAAGUACGAUCGCCCCUGGUCUUUGUUGCCAGAGCAGGCUUUAGCCACUGCGAGCCCAGCAGCAGUAGCUUGAACACGCCUCUUGAGCCGUGCUCGGCCGCUGGGAAGUUUUUGUCCAGUGUGUUUCAGAAUCAGAGACAGUUGUUUCAUGUUGCGGUCGCUGAUGAGUUGAAGCUUUUGGCUGAAGAUAGAGAUGGUGCUGUUUCUCGCAUGUUUCUUAGCUCUGGCUCCGAUGAAGCCUUCCUUCAUAGGAGAAUUGCACAACUGAAAGAACACGAGUGCCAAAUUGCUGUUGAAGAUGUCAUAUACAUGUUAAUAUUUUUCAAAUUCUCUGAGAUCAGAGUCCCUUUGGUUCCAAAACUCUCUAGGUGCAUUUAUAAUGGCAGACUAGAGAUAUGGCCUCCAAAGGACUGGGAACUAGAAUCUAUUCAUGGCUUUGAGGUUUUAGAGAUGAUAAGGGAACAUGUCUGCACAGUAAUUGGCUUGAGGGCAAAUUCUAGUGUCACAGACAGUUGGGCAACAACUGAGAUCCAACUACUCCAGCUUGGUCGAGUGUAUGCAGCCUCAAUCUUAUAUGGUUACUUCUUGAAGUCUGCAUCCUUGAGGCAUUAUCUGGAACGUUGUCUAGCUGUGCCCCAUCAUGAUCCUUAUCUUAGUUGUAGGACCAUGUUUCAGUUUCCAGACUCAUUACCUUAUGAUCAUUUAAGCAACAUGCAAUCUGUUUUAUCAUGCCAAGAGUCAAGUGAGCAGGACUGGAAGCGUGAAAAAUUGAAGUGCUAUGUGUUGGGUUUUGAUGCUGAGACAUUGCAGAGAUGUGCAAAACUGAAAUCUAAAGAGGCUGUGAAUUUGAUUGAGAAGCAUAGCUUUGCACUUUUUGGGGAUGACAAGAAUGGUUUGCUAGAGAAUGAUGAGGUUAUUUUGACAUCUUUUUCAAGCUUAAGGAGAUUAGUUUUGGAGGCAGUUGCUUUUGGUUCUUUCCUCUGGGACACAGAAGAGUAUGUCAACUCUUUAUUCAAGCUAAAUGAGAAUUAUUAGGAGAGAGAGAGAGAGAAGUUAUCAAGUAAAGAAAGGAUUGGCAAUCGAGUUUCACUCUCUGUACAUUUGAGUUUGAUUUCUCCUUUUAUUUCUGAGAACUCAACAGUUUGUUGUAUAGUGUACAUUUGUGCCGUAAAUAACGUACAGUCUACAAACUGUUCUGCAUAUUUCUGUUUCUACCAUGGAGAUGGAGUUUUGAUGUUAGUUUCAGGUGGUGAAUUAUUGAAUCAAAGACCAUGAUUUGUAAUCUGUAAAUUACAAAAUUGAUGUUUUGUUUUGGCA